Messenger RNA from Syzygium oleosum, 1647 nucleotides. Its product is annotated as probable protein phosphatase 2C 13. The record is from RefSeq and is a predicted model, not a curated record. The transcript has 2 exons. NCBI's taxonomy places the organism in Eukaryota, Viridiplantae, Streptophyta, Magnoliopsida, Myrtales, Myrtaceae. Gene Ontology annotation, biological process: protein dephosphorylation. Gene Ontology annotation, molecular function: protein serine/threonine phosphatase activity; cation binding. Bases 95 to 1273 code for a protein of 392 amino acids.
GUUUCCGAUUCGAAGCCCUAGCUUUCUCCGUUCCCCCCUCCCACCCGAUCGAGCUUUCCGGUGACGAGAGUUGGCCUUUUUUUGGAAGGAGCGGAUGAUCGUGAGCCAGAAGAUGGUCACGGUGGAGGCGGAGGUCGUUUGCCCGCCGAGCUUGCAGGCGUCUCCCGCCGCCUCGAUUCAUUGCCCGGCGAUGUUCCGGGACGCCGCCGCCCCCGCCACCGCCCCACAACGCGUCGUCCCCGAGCCGCCGGCCGCUGCCGCGGGCGUCUCCCGCAUCGAUUCGGUUGUCAACUGCCUCGAGACUGCAAAUGCUGCUGCUGCUGUGUCUGAUGCCAUUAAAUUUUUUCCAAGGAUUCGUUCUGGUAGCUACGCUGACAUGGGCUCUCGGAUUUCCAUGGAAGAUGAACACAUCAGGGUUGAUGAUCUGUCUGCCCAUUUGGGUUCUGAAUUAUGCACACCAAGUGCCUUUUAUGCAGUUUUCGAUGGCCAUGGAGGCCCUGAGGCAGCUGCAUACAUCAAGAGCAAUGCAAUGAAGUUAUUCUUUGAAGAUACUGUUUUACCAGAGACAUCCGCAAUUGAUGAUAUCUUCUUGAAAGAGCUGGAGAGCUAUCAUCGUAAAUCUUUUCUUCUAGCAGACCUGGCCUUGGCAGGUGAUUGCAGUGUGAGCAACUCAUGUGGAACAACGGCACUGACCGCUUUGAUACUAGGGAGACAUUUGCUGGUAGCCAAUGUUGGCGAUUGUCGAGCCGUUUUGUGUAGGAAAGGAGUUGCAGUUGAGAUGUCCCAAGAUCAUAGGCCGUCCUUUUUACCUGAGCGAAGACGUGUGGAGAAACUGGGUGGUUAUUUCAAUGAUGGAUAUCUAAACGGCUGCCUAUCUGUUACCCGUGCUCUUGGGGAUUGGGACUUGAAGCUUCCUCUGGGGUCUGCUUCGCCGCUAAUCGCUGAUCCUGAUGUCCAACAAGUUAUCUUGACAGAGGAUGAUGAGUUCUUGAUAAUCGGUUGCGACGGAAUUUGGGACGUGAUGACAAGUCAGUACGCGGUUAGUCUAGUCAGGCAAGGGCUUAGACGGCACAGUGACCCGCAUCAAUGUGCCAGAGAACUGGUCAUGGAAGCAUUGCGCCUUAAUACUACUGACAACCUCACGGUGAUAGUGAUAUGCCUCAGCUCCCCUGAUCGGCCCGAGUCAUGCCCAUCCCAGAGGCGAAGACUGAGAUGCUGCGGUCUCUCUGAGGAGGCAAGGAACAGGUUGAAGAGCUUGCUGGAAGGAAAUUGAGUGCAUUUUAUUGUAAAUACCAUUAUUUUUCACAGCACAUCGUUAUGGAGGAUGAUUUUAUCUGUUUGUGGCUGUUUCAGAUGAUUUAGAAGAGAAAAAGAAAAAACAGCCAGCAGUUUUGUAGUUUGUUGGAGUGUAUUGUUCGGAACUUUUACCGUUCGGAGAUAUUUGUCCCGUCAUUUGUAAAGAUUUGUGAGAUGAUAUGUUAAAUCGAUCUAGAAACUCCAUGGACGAGUGAUGCUGUGCUCCAUUUUAUUAUAGAUUGCAGUUCUUAGUAAAACAUUGACAGUCCGAAUUGCUGAAAGCCUUCUCUGUUUUCCUUGCAAAUUCAUGUGCAAAUGGGAAUGUGCUCUUUGAGGGUUUGAUUUGUUUCA